This is a messenger RNA of Cuscuta europaea, 1298 nucleotides long. Lineage: Eukaryota; Viridiplantae; Streptophyta; Magnoliopsida; Solanales; Convolvulaceae. The record is from the annotation of a GenBank genome assembly.
GAGGUAGCUAUUAAACAGUUGAAUCGAAGUGGUUUCCAGGGGCAUAAGGAGUGGAUAAAUGAAGUCAACUUUUUGGGCAUAGUUAAGCACCCAAAUCUUGUGAAGUUAAUUGGAUAUUGUGCAGAGGAUGACGAGAGAGGUAUCCAACGGCUUUUAGUGUACGAGCUGAUGCAUAAUAAAAGCCUUGAGGACCAUCUGUUUUCUAGAUCACCCAAUGUCCUCUCCUGGAAUUUGCGAUUGAGAAUUGCUCAAGACGCUGCUCGUGGAUUGGCAUAUCUUCAUGAAGAAAUGGACUUUCAGUUAAUAUUCCGAGAUUUCAAAUCAUCCAACAUUCUUCUAGAUGAAGAUUUCAAUGCAAAACUCUCGGACUUUGGGUUGGCUAGACUGGGACCAGCUCAUGGAAUUGAUCAUAUAUCUACAGCAGUUAUGGGAACUCUUGGUUAUGCGGCACCCGAGUAUGUUCAGAGUGGCAGGUUGACAGCUAAAAGCGACGUUUGGAGCUUCGGGGUGGUUCUGUAUGAACUUAUCACGGGGAGACGAGUACUGGAGCGGAAUCUGCCUCGGGGUGAGCAGAAACUCUUGGAAUGGGUGAGGCCCUACGUCUCGGACCCCAAGAAAUUCCACAUCAUUCUUGAUCCGAGAUUGGAGAGACAGGAUUGUGCCAAGUCAGCACACAGACUUUCCUCACUGGCCAACAAAUGCCUCAUGAAGCAACCCAAGUGUCGCCCUAAAAUGAGCGAGGUGGUUGAUCGACUCACUUGCAUCAUUGGAGAUGAAGUUGUGACCAAAACAAGUGUGAAAGGAGGGGGGAAGGAAGAGGAGGGGUUUGAAGAAGGCGGACGCGAUGAGGCCCGGGAAAACAUUGACCAAAAGAAGAGUUUUGAUUUCAAGGAAAUGCUCAAUUUAAGGACCAUAUCAAUUGGGAAGCAGCUGGAUUGGAGGAAUUGGACGCCUCGUUUGCCUAGAGCCCGGUGAUAUUCAUCUCUUUCUUAUUCUUUUUCAUUGUCAUUUUCAACUUCCCUUUUUUAGAGGAGAUGAAUUGCCCUUGUUGCUGACCAGAGUUAGAUUGUACAGUUUCUGAUGAUAACUUUAUUCUGAAGAUUGGGAGGUUGCUGCCUUGCUGGUGGCAAUUCUCAUGCCCUAGAUUGGGGCCUUUGUGGACAUUGUGAUUUGUGACAGAAAUAUUGUCAACUAUUGUAUCAAAUAUGCCAUACUUGGUAAAGAAACUUGACUAGGGGGUAAGGGUCAAAGGGGUUUAAUACUUCAUAUUCAUUUCAAACAUGGAUGUUAUAUGUAUU